AUGAUACGGAAUACAUUUCUUAUCUCAACCAUUAUUACAAUUACUAUAUAUUUACAAGUUGCCAACGAAGGUCAAUUAUUAACUCAGUUGCAAACCAGUGGCGUCCCAUCCAAGGGAACAGAACUACUCUCAUGCACGAGUGUGAGAGAUAACGAGUUUUUUCAGAAACAACUUAAUCCAGUUCACGGGCUGUUCGUUAAGCCGUCGGAAGAUGGCGUUACCGGUGACCUAUACGUGGCGGCUACGGAAGACGACGGCGUUCACUCGCAAUGGCUGACAGAUCAUCCCGUGAACUUUUUACCAUCAGCUGCGGCGACUCAAACUCAAGCAGCAUCUAUUCCCGUCACAUACACGUCGAGUAUAACAAGCAGCACAUCACCGCAUGAGGAAACAGUGACCACUCACAAAAGAGCGGUGAUCACAAGUCCUUCCAUGAAAUAUGCUUAUGCCUUACCCGUCUCAGGAACAGCCGACGGAGGCCCAAUGCAUCCAUACCCGUACGGGUUUUAUGCACCGAACGUUCAAAACUCUGAUGAAAGUCCGCAAUGUCGAUCAGAGAGCUCACCAGCAUCACCUCCGGGGCUUCACACAUACCCGUACCCUUACUACUAUCCACACAUGAUGACAGCUCUAUCAGCCGCUAUGCAUGCAAUGAAAGAAAGUGAAGAAGAUAGCAGUCCAAAAGUUUUACAGCCACCACCAUUUGGUUGGCCAGCUGCCUACGCCUAUCCAUACCAGUAUGUUAUGGUAGAUCCCUCAGCCUGGGCUCCGAGUUCAACUAGGACGUCCGGAAAAAUCGCUACGGAAAAGGAAGCAGAA
Messenger RNA from Iphiclides podalirius (scarce swallowtail), 819 nucleotides. Lineage: Eukaryota; Metazoa; Arthropoda; Insecta; Lepidoptera; Papilionidae. The record is from the annotation of a GenBank genome assembly.